This is a messenger RNA of Cokeromyces recurvatus, 1092 nucleotides long. RefSeq names its product PPP4R2-domain-containing protein. Gene Ontology annotation, molecular function: protein phosphatase regulator activity. The record is from RefSeq and is a predicted model, not a curated record. Lineage: Eukaryota; Fungi; Mucoromycota; Mucoromycetes; Mucorales; Mucoraceae. The transcript has 5 exons. Gene Ontology annotation, biological process: protein dephosphorylation. The coding region runs from base 17 to 736 and encodes 239 amino acids. Gene Ontology annotation, cellular component: protein phosphatase 4 complex; nucleus; cytoplasm.
UUUUUUUUUUUAAAUUAUGUCAAUAGAAGAAAAACUUAUGCUUUCCUCUUCAUCUUCAGGAACAGCUAGUGAUACAGAAGAGACUGUGUCAGCCAAUGAGAAUGAUGCAAAACCUAAAGACACUGUUAACAAUGAACUUUUUGUAGAGAUUAAUGAUACAUUAGACGAUGUAACUGUUGAUUCCGUUCUUUUUCAUAUUGCAAAGACAAACCAGCUAGAAAUUAGCUGGAAGCAACUUCAAAAGAUAUUAGUUGAUUUAAUUUCAAAGCAACAUGAAUUGAUGGAAAGUAAGCUUACUGAUAAAUCAGUGAAAAAGGUUGCCGAUGACUUGUUAAUAAAAAUUACACAUGCAAUUAAUGAUCAUUUAAAUUGUCCUUUUACUAUCCAACGUUUAUGUGAAUUAGUAACUGAGCCCAAAAAGUAUUAUAAAAUGUAUAUUAAAUAUUUACGUGCAGUAGAAAAGGUACUUUUAGUGAAUUCAUAUUGGGAAGAUUUUGCACAUUUAAAUAAAGAAGAACAGGAACUAUCACUAGAUAAUAAUAAUAACUCGUUAACAUUAAAUAGAUUAGAUGAGAAUUCGAUUAUAGAAUUAGAACCACAUAAUUUUAGCAGUAAGACAGAAGAAAGUGAUGAUAAUAAAGAUCAGGACGAGGAAAAAGAAGAAGCAAUGGAGACAGAGACUUCUUUAUCUGAACAAACUACAAUAGCAGCUAAUAGUAUGGACAUAGACAUAUAAUAUGGACGAAACUAAAAUUACAAACAAUCAACAAAUAUUAAGUCUGAAAGCAUUCCUUAUAUAAAUUACAUCAUUGUUUCAUAUCAACUGUUGUCUAUGCAAAAGGUUUAAUAAUUAAAUAUAUAUGCAAUUGUAUACCGGAAACCCGGAAUUAGAUAUAAAAUGAAUAUAAUUGGCUGAAAAGAGAAUAAUAACUGUUAUAUUCAAGCACAUACUAAUGACUCCUUUAUCCUUAAAAGUCUUAUAUUUAUUAUAAUAUCUUGGGCCCGUGCGGCUGCAUGAAUAAUAAAUAACAAUAAUAAGAGUUAUUUUAUUCUUUGCCAAAUGUAAACUCAAAGAUAAAUAAAUGAUAAAUC